UAUGAUCAGUAGUGGAAUAUCUCAAGAGCCAUCCUGCACCAAAUAUCAACCCAGAGCCGAAGAGAAACAACACAGCUCAGAGCAAUCACUUCUGGGGCUCAUGACAGACUCCAAAAGAAGGGGAGAAGAACAGUCUACAGCACAGAAAAUUUGUGCGGAAGAGGUUUUAACAGGGGAAGCUCUGGCUCCAGCCCAGUGCCUUUGGACCACAGAGCCGAGUGGAUCAGUGCAACUGAGAAUAGACAACCUCUGUCCACAGCAACCAAUCACAGUGCAUCAGAUGUUUAUGAUCUCAAUUCAGAAAUAUGGCAAUUUAUUUGCCCUGGCAACUAAAAGAAAUGGCAAAUGGGAAAAGAUUACAUUCUCUGAAUACUACCAAUGCUGUCGGAUAGCUGCUAAGAGCUUUCUGAAGUUGGGGCUGGAACGUUUCCACAGUGUGGCCAUUUUGGGAUUCAAUUCAGCAGAGUGGUUCUUUUCUGCUGUCGGAGCUGUCUUUGCAGGAGGUAUAAUGACAGGGAUCUAUGCCACAAAUUCUCCCGAGGCCUGUCAUUAUGUGGCCAGUGACUCAAGAGCAAAUAUUAUUGUAGUGGAAAAUCAAAAGCAACUGGAUAAAAUUUUGCAGAUAAAAGAUAAACUGUCAGAUUUGAAAGCCAUUGUGCAAUAUUCUGGACCCUUGCUGGAGAAACUGCCCAAUCUGUAUUCUUGGGAGGAGUUCAUGAGUCUGGGCCUGGAGAUUCCAGACAAAACCCUGGAUGACAUCAUCAGUGGUCAGAAAGCCAACCAAUGCUGUGUGCUUAUCUACACAUCAGGAACCACAGGCAUGCCGAAAGGAGUGAUGCUCAGCCAUGACAACAUCACAUGGACGUCUCACCAUGCGAGCAGAGCUGCAGACAUGCAGCCAGCUGAGAUAAAACAAGAAUCCAUAGUGAGCUACCUUCCUCUCAGCCAUAUUGCUGCUCAGAUCUAUGACCUGUGGACAGGGAUUCAGUGGGGCGAGUUAGUCUAUUUUGCACAGCCUGAUGCUUUAAAGGGCAGCUUGGUUGAGACUUUGAAAGAGGUCAACCCUUCAUCUCAUAUGGGAGUCCCUCGUGUCUGGGAAAAAAUCAUGGAGAAAAUAAAGGAGGCAGUUUCACACUCUGCAUACAUAAAAAAGAAACUGCUGACCUGGGCCAUGUCUGUUGGUUUGGAGGCUAAUCAAAGGGAUGAGGAGAAAUCAAUUCUCUUCACCCUUGCAGAUGUGCUGGUCCUGGACAAACUUCGUGCAGAGCUGGGCUUCUCUUGUUGUGAGAAGUUCUUCUCUGGAGCAGCUCCUCUUGGAAAAGAUACAGUCCAGUUCUUCCUUGGCCUCAACAUUAAGUUAUAUGAGGCUUAUGGCAUGAGUGAAAGCAGUGGGCCUCAUUUUAUGUCUGGUCCAGAAGUCCACAAGCAGUCAAGUUGUGGCAAGGUGGUUCCUGGCUGCAGAUAUAAAUUAGUGAACAUUGAUACUGAUGGUGUUGGAGAGGUGUGCUUUUGGGGUCGGAAUGUUUUCAUGGGGUAUCUCAACAUGGAGGAUAAAACCAAGGAAACCUUGGAUGAGGACGGCUGGCUGCAUUCUGGAGACUUGGGCAAAACAGAUGAAGAUGAUUUCCUUUACAUUACUGGAAGGAUAAAAGAGUUGAUAAUAACUGCUGGUGGAGAGAACGUCCCUCCAGUUCCAAUAGAGGAUGCGGUGAAAAAGGAGCUGCCUAUAAUCAGUAAUGCCAUGCUAAUUGGGGACAAGAGGAAGUUUCUCUCAAUGCUGCUCACACUUAAGUGUGUCACCGAUGCUGAAACCACAGAGCCCACUGAUAACCUUAGUUCUGACACUCUGGAAUACUUUCAACAACUUGGCAUCCAAGCAACAAAGGUUUCUGAUGUAAUUGGAGGGAAAGAUCCAAUAGUAAACCAGGUCAUUCAGGAGGGCAUUGACCGGGUCAAUGCUAAGGCCAACUCCAAUGCCCAGCGUAUUCAGAAAUGGACAAUUGUAGGGAAGGACUUCUCAAUCUCUGGAGGAGAGCUGGGCCCAACAAUGAAACUGCGACGACCGUUUGUCCUGAAGAUGUACCACAAUGAAAUAGAAAAUUUCUACAGAGAAUGAAAAAAUAACUACAGCUAACCACACGAGACGAGGGGUGUCAGCAGCCUUCAACAUCACACCCAAUCCAGUUAGUUCAUCAGCUAAUUACCAAGGCCUUUCCAAGCUGAAUUUGGUCUGUUAGAAAAGGGAAAACACAAGUGUCUAUACAGAUCUACAUCACACCUUUGAGCAGUGUCUUGAUGUCCAGAAUCUAAAAACACCAACUGCUUGAAACUAUUUAAAAUCAUGCUAGUCAAACCUCAUCUUUAUGGAGUCAGAAGAUAUUUGUUAGAUAUACAUAAAUUACAGAGAGGAAUAAUGCUCUAACAAAUUAAAAUGCAUUUGGAGAGUGCUUGGGUAAAUUAUGUUGGGAGAAUUGGCUAUUUUGUGGGUUACAAUAAUUUUGUCUCAUUUGUUUA
Molecule: messenger RNA, 2514 nt
Organism: Neoarius graeffei (lesser salmon catfish)
Lineage: Eukaryota; Metazoa; Chordata; Actinopteri; Siluriformes; Ariidae
Gene: acsbg1
Product: acyl-CoA synthetase bubblegum family member 1
Exons: 14
Coding region: 2-2116 (704 amino acids)
Cellular component (GO): membrane; endoplasmic reticulum
Molecular function (GO): long-chain fatty acid-CoA ligase activity
Source: RefSeq, a predicted model, not a curated record